This is a messenger RNA of Mandrillus leucophaeus (drill), 450 nucleotides long. Its product is annotated as putative DPH3 homolog B. Gene Ontology annotation, biological process: protein histidyl modification to diphthamide. Gene Ontology annotation, molecular function: metal ion binding. NCBI's taxonomy places the organism in Eukaryota, Metazoa, Chordata, Mammalia, Primates, Cercopithecidae. The record is from RefSeq and is a predicted model, not a curated record. The transcript is spliced from 2 exons. The coding region runs from base 1 to 450 and encodes 149 amino acids.
AUGAAGGAGCAGGGGUGUGGCAGGCUGGCGACGUCCAGGAGACGACCCCCGCUGACCGUGGCAGUGUUUCACGACGAGGUGGAAAUCGAGGACUUCCAAUAUGAGGAGGACUCGGAGACGUAUUUCUGUCCCUGCCCAUGUGGAGAUAACUUCGCCAUCACCAAAGAAGAUCUGGAGAAUGGGGAAGGCGUGGCAAUGUGUCCUAGCUGCUCUCUCCUUACAAAAGUGACUUACGACAAAGAUCAGUCUGCGUGUGGAGAAACGGUCCCAGCCCCUUCAGUCAACAAAGAAUUAAGUGCUGAAGAAGCCUUCAGGAAUCCGAAUCCUGAACAGCUGGAAAUGAGCCCAGAUAGAAAUUUCAAACGCAAAGCUUCUGGCUUCAUGGAGACAACCAUUUGUGAUCCGCUGUUCUGCAGGAGUGUCGUGGAUUCUUUCCAUCAACUCUGCUGA